Messenger RNA from Sorghum bicolor (sorghum), 1502 nucleotides. Its product is annotated as B-box zinc finger protein 20. NCBI's taxonomy places the organism in Eukaryota, Viridiplantae, Streptophyta, Magnoliopsida, Poales, Poaceae. Gene Ontology annotation, biological process: regulation of DNA-templated transcription; photomorphogenesis. Gene Ontology annotation, molecular function: zinc ion binding. Gene Ontology annotation, cellular component: nucleus. The coding region runs from base 292 to 1206 and encodes 304 amino acids. The record is from RefSeq and is a predicted model, not a curated record. The transcript is spliced from 3 exons.
AGAGGCACAAAACCAAGGUGGCCAACUUGGCUUGGCCCUCAUCUCCUCUCUUCUCCUCUCUUCCCCAAACAAGAUCUCGCCUCUCCCUGUCAUGGCGGAUAAUUUAAUCUCACCACCCCCUCCUGCUCUGUUUUAUUAUCCUCGCUGCACCCAUCCCGCCAUGUCCUCUCAGUCUCUCUCAUCUCCAGCCUCCUCUCCUUUUUCAACCUUUGACGCUGUAGCUUGAGAGCAAGCUUAGCGCCAACCAGAUUCCUGAGCGCUGCUCUGCUCUGGUCUCCCAUAGGCUUUGCUAUGCAGGUGCGCUGCGACUUCUGCGGCGCCGCGCCGGCCGCCGUGCUCUGCUGGGCCGACGAGGCCGCGCUCUGCUCCGCCUGCGACCGCCGCGUCCACCGCGCCAACAAGCUCGUCCACAAGCACCGCCGCAUCCCGCUCGUCCAGCCCGCCUCCGGCAACGUCUCCGACGCCGACGCCGAUGCCGCCGCGCCGCUCUGCGACGUCUGCAAGGAGCGGAGGGGCCUCGUGUUCUGCGUGGAGGACCGCGCCAUCCUGUGCCCCGACUGCGACGACCCCAUCCACAGCGCCAACGACCUCACCGCCAAGCACACCCGCUUCCUCCUCGUCGGGGCCAAGCUCUCCGCCGAGCUCGUCGACCAGGCGCCCGCCUCCCCUGACGACGACGACGACGACGACGACGCCUGCGGCCGCGACACCAGAGCCGCCGCCGAGCCCGACGCUGUGCCCGCCCUCGGCGCGCAGGGCUCCUGCGCGGCCAAGGCCUCGGCUCUUGAGUCCGGCAGCGUAGGCGGCGGCAGCAGCAUCUCCGACUACCUCACCAACAUCUGCCCCGGCUGGCGCGUCGACGACCUCCUCUUCGACGACCCCGCGUUCUCAGCGGCAUCGAAGGCCAGCGGCUACAGCGACGACGGCCACGAGCAGGUGCCGUCCCUGGACGCCGAUCUGUUCGACGUGGUGGCCGGCGGCCGGCCGGGGAAGCGCGGCGGCGUGUGGUCGACCGGCGCCGGAGCGCUGGGCUUCGACAAGGCGACGCCGGCGUCCGUCGUGGCCGUCCCGACGCAAGGGUUCGUGAGGGAGAUGAGCUGGAACUCCGACAGCGACAGCGACGUGUUCGCGGUGCCGGAGUUCCCGCACCCGCCGCCGGCCAAGAAGGCGCGGCCGGCGCCGGCGUCGACUUUCUGGUGCUUCUGAGCUGUCUCUACUGUAUCAGUCCGGUCCGGCCUGUGUGUACUUGCCCGUGCGUGUGUGUGAGCUUAUUGCUGUUGUUACUGCAUAUAUACUUACCAGUUACCACUAGUAGCUAGAGGCGCUUAAUCCAAGUUAAUUAAGUUUACUGCAGUUUAUGUCAUGGCUUGAUCAUGAGGUAAUAUCGUCAUUACCGUAUUGUAAACUUUUGUUGUGUCAUGUAUGUUAUGUAUGCCACCUCGCUCCUUGAUCUUGAGGUGACAAAAAGCUUUGAAUUACCAAUCUCAAGUUGACUUUUUUUA